This is a messenger RNA of Talaromyces marneffei, 741 nucleotides long. RefSeq lists its product as uncharacterized. The transcript has 2 exons. The record is from RefSeq and is a predicted model, not a curated record. NCBI's taxonomy places the organism in Eukaryota, Fungi, Ascomycota, Eurotiomycetes, Eurotiales, Trichocomaceae. Bases 1 to 741 code for a protein of 246 amino acids.
AUGGGUCUCGGUGGCCUCCUCCUCCGCAUCUUCGCCAAUGGCAUCCGCGUCCUCCAAUUCCUCGCCGGCGUCGUCAUGCUUGGCAUCUUCUCCUACUUCCUCGCCGUGCUGACCAACCACCACCUCCCCAUUGCGACAUGGAUCCGCGCCGUCGAGGGUAUUGCUGGCGCUGCUACCCUCUACACCUUACUAGCAUCAAUCUUAACCACCUGUCUCGCUGGCCACACGUUCUUUGGUGCGGUGGGCAUGUUUCUUGAUGUCUGCUUCGUCGGUGGCAUGGUCGCGAUCGCUGUUAUGACUCGUGACGGAACUCAGACUUGCUCGGGCUAUGUUACUACGCCGUUGGGUAAUGGAGCGUCGGACUCGAAAGCGUCAGGGUAUGGAAGUGAUGGUUUUGGAUUCGGAAGUGGUGAGACGAUUACCUAUCUGCCCAAUUUGGGUUUGGCGUGUCGAUUGGAGAAGACCGUUUUUGCUGUCUCCAUCAUUUCUAUCUUCCUAUUCCUCGUCUCUGUGUCCAUCGCCAUCCCCAUGGUCCGCAGCCACCAUCGCGAGAAGCGUUUUGGUCCUUCCCCGGCCAACGGAUACACCUCUGGAUCUGCUCGUCGCCUCGGCUUCUGGCGUCGCAACAAGGCUACCAACCCUGAUGCUGCUGCUGUUGAUACUAUUCCUGGUCACCCUACUCCCGGUGAAGUUGAGAGUGGCUAUAAGCCAGAGACUGCCGGCAACAACACUACCUUCUAG